Messenger RNA from Australozyma saopauloensis, 372 nucleotides. RefSeq names its product Cyb5p (gene CYB5). The record is from RefSeq and is a predicted model, not a curated record. Gene Ontology annotation, cellular component: endoplasmic reticulum membrane; intracellular membrane-bounded organelle. Gene Ontology annotation, biological process: sterol biosynthetic process. Bases 1 to 372 code for a protein of 123 amino acids. Gene Ontology annotation, molecular function: heme binding. Lineage: Eukaryota; Fungi; Ascomycota; Pichiomycetes; Serinales; Metschnikowiaceae. The transcript has a single exon.
AUGUCUGACGUCAAGACCUACACCAUGGACGAGGUGAGCAAGCACAACACCGCCGAUGACUUGUGGAUCGUAUACAACGGCCAGGUAUACGACGUCACCAAAUACUUGGAUGAGCACCCCGGUGGUGAGGAGGUCAUCUUGGACUGUGCUGGAACGGAUGCCACCGAGGCCUUCAACGAUAUUGGUCACUCUGACGACGCCCACGACAUCUUGAAGGGUUUGUUGCUUGGAAAGCUUGAGGGUGGUGUUACUGUUCAGCAGAAGGGUGUUACCACCGGCAGUGGCUCUUCUGACGUGUCUGGGUUGCCAACCCCAUUGAUUGCCAUUGGUGUUUUGGCCGUUGCUGCUGGUGUGUACUUUUACAUGCAAUAG